AGACUCUGAGUUAGGGUUUAUUUAAAUUCAGCUCUUCACAAUUCACGUUAGUUGGAAAACUUUACACAACCAGUGGAGGCGCUCGAGUCUUUUUCCAAUAACUGAGUCGCUUUGAUUGUUGUGUUUGUUAAGAAUUAAUUUUCUGUUUUGAUUGUGCCAUAAUAUUUGUUUGAUAUUUAUUUUAAUUAUAAUCAUCUACUAUCAUGAAUGACGAGAAGAAAAAGAAACGAGAACCUAAUUGUGCUAUAUGCUUGAAUCACGGAAUCAAAGUUUUACUCAAAGGGCAUAAGCGACAUUGUAAGCAUCGAGACUGUAAAUGUCGCAAAUGUAUUGAAACUAAAGAACGACAAGAGUAUAUGGCAGAUAUGCAAUAUAUCAAAAGAAAUGGAAAUGCCGAAGAAGCCAGGCUUGGUAAGAAAGCAGACAUGAUUGCUAUCUACAAUGAACGCAUGAAGAACAAAAAGAGCAAAAAGACAGUAUUAGAAACAGAAUGUGACAAGCUCACUACUCAUAUGGCUGAACUGGGCGAUGAAGUCAGGAGUAAAUCACCCGUUGAUAAGUCAAUCCCUCAUGAAGUGGUUGACUCUAAUAUUCAAGAUCUUCUACACUUCUUUCGUGAAGAAUUGAGACUCACGGAAGAAGACGAUAUGCUCUUUCAUAGUUUGGUAGUUAUGGUCCAAGACCUCGAAGAAGCUACUAACGACUCUGUUUAUGACAAUAUUAUCGAAAUUUAUAAGAAGUCAGAAAGGAAGUUAAACUUCCACUAGAACCCAAACAAAUCAACAUUUUAAACCCUUUUAAUCAAUAAUUUAUGUCAUUUGUUUUUAAUGGAUCUUAGAUCAAUGUGUAACUGAUAACGGUCAAAGACCGAGUUCUAAUCAAAAGCCAACAAAUUCUUCCCAUUUUUUUUUUGUAUUGGUUAUUAUCUUUUAGUCUGUUUUUUUCUCAAUGUAUUUCUGUGUCAAUGUUUUUAAUCCAAUUGUUCAUCAAAUGAAUGUACCCUGUUAUUGAUUCUACUCAUCGGUCCUGAUAUUAUGUCCAAUCAAAAGACGAAAAAAAUCCAAAGCAUUAACUCGCAUCGUAAUUAAUCUUGAUUAUUUUGUGAAAAAAUCAAAAAAAAGAAAACGAAAGUGUUGUUAUUGUGUUAACCCCUUUUUGGAAAGCAAAAGGAACAAAUUUCCAUAUUUCUCAAUUCGCAAUUAACCAACAAUUUACUCUGGUCUUUAACCUUAACCAUUAAAAUCUGCGUCCCUGUUAUCUAAUCAAAUUAUCUGUUAUAAUUACGGCUACAAUUAAGGUCACAUCACUCGGAAUGAAAUUAAUUAACUUUCCCCUUUUAAGGACAAAAAAAUAUCAAUCUAAUUUCAAUGAUUGUAAUCAAAGGAAAAUCAUUGUGACUCUUGUUCAACUUAUUAAUUAUUAAUUAUCAUUCUCAUCAAUUAGAUAUGAUAUUUUUUUUUAUCUAUUUAAUUGUAUUAAUCAUGUAGCCAUAAUGUAAACAAUAAAUCUCAAGGAUAAGGAAGA
Messenger RNA from Panonychus citri (citrus red mite), 1524 nucleotides. Its product is annotated as doublesex- and mab-3-related transcription factor DM-W-like. The transcript is spliced from 4 exons. Gene Ontology annotation, biological process: regulation of transcription by RNA polymerase II; sex differentiation. The coding region runs from base 204 to 767 and encodes 187 amino acids. NCBI's taxonomy places the organism in Eukaryota, Metazoa, Arthropoda, Arachnida, Trombidiformes, Tetranychidae. The record is from RefSeq and is a predicted model, not a curated record. Gene Ontology annotation, cellular component: nucleus. Gene Ontology annotation, molecular function: DNA-binding transcription factor activity, RNA polymerase II-specific; RNA polymerase II cis-regulatory region sequence-specific DNA binding.